This is a messenger RNA of Manis pentadactyla (Chinese pangolin), 5270 nucleotides long. It is a transcript of the gene SYN3, whose product is annotated as synapsin III. The transcript is spliced from 14 exons. Bases 470 to 2173 code for a protein of 567 amino acids. The record is from RefSeq and is a predicted model, not a curated record. NCBI's taxonomy places the organism in Eukaryota, Metazoa, Chordata, Mammalia, Pholidota, Manidae. Gene Ontology annotation, molecular function: ATP binding. Gene Ontology annotation, cellular component: synaptic vesicle membrane; synaptic vesicle. Gene Ontology annotation, biological process: neurotransmitter secretion.
UAGGUGUGAAUGUGUAGCCGGCUCGGCAUAUUGUUGCCCUUCUCUUUCCAACGAACAGCUGCACUUUCCUCCUUACCUCCUCCCAAGCAGAGCACAUGUCUCUGUAGUACUACCGAGGAGGAGAAGGAUGUGCAAGGGGAGGAGGGGUAUCUUUCAGGAAGGAGAGAGCCCUUUCAAAGUUCCACGCUGCAGUCUGUCCUUGCCACUGGGGUUGGGUACAGCCCCAGCUGCUCUGGCCUGCUGAGGUCCCACUGGAAGAAUUGCUAAACUGCCACCUACUUCUGAGCAUUGUUCAACCUGGCAGGAUCCUCAGAACCAGGAGGUAAGCAAAGACAGCUGAAGCCGACUGUGCAGGAUUCCCCUGGCACUUCUGGCCCCAGCCCCUACCACUCCCUCUCCCUGGCAGCCUGUGUUCUGGGUCUCACCUAGACAAGACUGAGUAGGAACAAGCCAUCUCACAGCCACAGCCAUGAAUUUCCUCCGGCGGCGCCUAUCUGACAGCAGCUUCGUGGCCAACCUACCUAAUGGCUACAUGACGGACCUGCAGCGCCCAGACAGCUCCACUAGCUCCCCGGCUUCCCCAGCCAUGGAGAGAAGGCACCCCCAGCCCCUGGCAGCCUCCUUCUCCUCCCCAGGAUCCGGCCUCUUUGGCUCCUUCUCCAGUGCCAUGAAGCAGACCUCCCAGGCCCCCUCAGGGCUGAUGGAGCCUCCGGGUCCCUCCACACCCGUUAUUCAAAGGCCCAGGAUCCUGUUGGUGAUCGAUGAUGCCCACACAGACUGGGCCAAGUAUUUCCUUGGAAAGAAGGUGAAUGGAGAGAUUGAGAUCCGAGUGGAGCAGGCUGAAUUCUCAGAGUUGAACCUAGCCGCCUAUGUCACAGGGGGCUGCAUGGUGGACAUGCAGGUCAUGAGGAAUGGGACCAAGGUUGUGAGAUCCUUCAAGCCCGACUUCAUCCUGGUCCGCCAGCAUGCCUACAGCAUGGCCCUGGGUGAAGACUACCGCAGCCUGGUCAUUGGCCUGCAGUACGGAGGGCUGCCUGCUGUCAACUCCCUCUACUCCGUCUACAACUUCUGCAGCAAGCCCUGGGUGUUUUCUCAACUCAUUAAAAUCUUCCACUCCCUGGGUCCUGAGAAGUUCCCGCUUGUAGAACAAACAUUUUUCCCCAACCACAAGCCAAUGCUCACAGCCCCUCACUUUCCUGUGGUGGUCAAGCUGGGACAUGCCCACGCUGGAAUGGGAAAGAUCAAAGUAGAAAAUCAGCAUGACUACCAGGACAUCACCAGCAUGGUGGCUAUGGCCAAGACCUAUGCCACCACCGAGGCCUUCAUCGACUCCAAGUAUGACAUCCGCAUCCAGAAAAUCGGAUCCAACUACAAGGCCUACAUGAGAACGUCCAUCUCUGGAAACUGGAAGGCCAACACAGGCUCCGCCAUGCUGGAGCAGGUGGCCAUGACAGAGAGGUACAGGCUGUGGGUGGACAGCUGUUCAGAAAUGUUUGGCGGCCUGGACGUCUGUGCCGUCAAGGCUGUCCACAGCAAGGAUGGCAGAGAUUACAUCAUUGAGGUGAUGGACAGCUCCAUGCCCUUGAUUGGAGAGCACGUGGAAGAGGACAAACAGCUGAUGGCCGACCUCGUUGUCUCCAAAAUGAGCCAACUCCUGCUGCCAGGGGGGACAGUGCCCUCACCCCUGAGGCCUUGGGCUCCACAGAUGAAACCUGCGAAAUCCCCAGGUCCCACCCACCUGGGGCCUCCACCUGGACAGCCGCAGCCACGCCCACCCACACAAGGGGGACCUCGCCAAGCACAGUCUCCUCAGCCCUCAAGAUCUGGGAGCCCCUGCCAACAGAGGCUCUCCCCACAAGGCCAGCAGCCCCUGAGCCCCCCAUCUCCACAGCUGUCCCGGGCAUCCAGUGGCAGUUCUCCAAACCAGGCCUGCAAGCCAGGCUCCCCCCUCACCUCGCAGCCCCGGCCCCCAACUCAAGGCCGCAGCCGCUCCCAGCAGGGCGAAGAGUCAAAGCCAGCACCGCCCCACCCCCAUCUCAACAAAUCCCAGUCCCUGACCAACAGCCUCAGCACAUCUGACACCUCCCAGCGCGGGACCCCAAGUGAAGACGAGGCCAAGGCCGAAACCAUCCGCAACCUGAGGAAGUCUUUUGCCAGCCUGUUCUCUGACUAGCGCUGCCCCCGGCUGCACGGGGGAUGCUGUGAACUCUCCCUUCCGCUGCCUCAUCUUCCUUCUCAGCCUCGGUUCCUAACGGGACCAGAAUGGAGGGCCUGAGAAUGUACUUUCUAAAUGCCUUUGGCCCAGGAACUGAGUAUCUGUACGUGUUCCCCCCUCCUUUACUCUGACCAUCAGCAACAUCCGAGUGGUGGGCCUCGGAGCGCCUCCAGCUUCCUCCAGAUGGGCCUUCCCGACAGGCAUCGCACCGCCCUGCCCACCCAGACGCUUGCUUCCGCGCCCCAGAUGACCAAGGGAGAUGUCUGCGAGCGGCUAGUUCUCACAUUUCUUCUUGUAAGGUUUUGCUUGCCUUUGGGCAAAGGUCCCCUCUAGGACUUGCCCCAUCUCUCAAGCAGGGGCUGUAGUCAGACCUCAGCAAUACUGGAGGCAAUGAUCUUUUUGCAAACAAAAGGAGAAAAGCCCAGCAAGGGGGACCUUACCCGUGUAGUUCCAUUCAGGCUUGAGGCCGCCCCGCAGGCCAGGCAGGCAAAGCCCCCAAUGCCUGGCCGAUGGUGGGAAUCCUAAGGCCCACAGAAAGAAACCAGACCCCAUAUGUCAAGCAGGCCUUUCAGAACUCAAAAGAAAUGGUGGGGGGCGGGGGGGAGUCUUGAAUGCAGCUCACGCCCAGAUUGGACAGCCAAGAACAGACCACAGGUUCCUCUGGGAAUCCUCGCCGGUUCCCAGAGGAGGAAGAGGCCCUCGCUUCCCCCAGAACAAGUGAGAUUAGGUCUCCUCCUCCACCCAUUCUGUGUUACACCACCAGGAAUUCUCUCUGAAUUCCCGUCAGGAAUGGUGUUUCCUCCUCAAGGAUACAUGAAGGCCCAGAGAGAAUCAGUAGAUCAAUGACACAGCGUCAGAAAGUGCAAUGAUUGUAACUCCAAGGUCGGCAUUUCACUAACUGCGUACAGCGAGGAGUUGGUAGGUUCUUCAACUACACAAGGGUCUCAUGGUCAAACGUGUUUAAAAACACUGUUCAUAGUUCCUUUUUUAAGAUUAGGUAGUAUACACUCCAUGUCAAAGGCUCUUGGAAGUCCUGCAGUCAAGAAAUUCAGCUUUAACCCAAGCUAAGAAAUCAGCUGUUUAACCCACACUUACUUGACUCAGCACGUGAACUGCACCGCUGUCCAGUGUAGUCCUGAUUCCCUCUCAGCACUCUUUCCCCCACCUCAGAUUGCCUCCCAUGAUCAGAUCAGGUGCAGGGGUGUCCCAAACCACCUCCCCCCUGGUGCUAGAAACAUUACAGGGGCCAGAACCAGCCUCCUGGUCCCAAAAAGAGCCCAGGAUAUUAGAAUAUAGCCAUGCUACCCCCCCCUUACAGCCCACUUGGCAACUUGAGACGUGUCUUCCCCCGCUGUCCACUGGGAAGGAGAGAGCAAGGUAAAAGUUUAAGGUCCUUGGCCUGAAGCUACAUUCUGAACAAACGUGUGGGAGGAAGCUUGUAGGUCUGAGUGGAACAUAUUUCAGGAGGCAAAGAACACAGAAAAUACCUGAGGCCAUCAUCAUCAUCAGUCUUCUGCAUCGGAGAUUACGAUCAGAAUCAAAGUCAAACACUCUCGCCUGACUCCCAUUUAGUAAUAAAAUAUAGCUUAAACACACAAGGUGGUGGUGGGCUAGACAAAGUUGCUCAGUGUGGUCCAUGGCUAGAGCAUAGCUAACUCCAUUCCAGAACAAAGGAGUCAGGAUUUCUGGUCCUAAGGCCCAGACCUUGUAUCUCUGUCAGUCUCCCCAAAUGCUUGGAAUGCAUAUUAAAGCUGGACCACAAGCCCUGAGCCACACCAUGUGGGAAAGUCACUACAUGAGAUACAUCACACCCAGGGACUCCUUCGGUGAGCAAAGCUAGUGGCCCCAUAAACGACUAUGUGGCUUAAAUUUUCUCACAUUCCUAUAUUGUCCCUUUUCCCUAAAAACACCCCAACAUUCAACCCAUUUCUCCCAGAUAUUCCAACUACAGUAGCACAGACUCCUUUUUCUGGCCAGGAACCCUGAUUUUUAUAACCAUGCACAGAUGACCCAUAGCCGAACACUAGUUUGUAACCAACACAUCUAAAUAAAAUUUCCCAUUGGUCUGUGCAUGAAUGUGGAGACCAAAAAGGGUCUUGUGGAGACCACGGAUCCCCAAAUGGACUGCUUCCUCAAAUAGGCUGGCACAUGUAACCUCCAAAUAUUUAAUAAUUGUGGCAUUUUUUUAAAUGGUAAAGGACAAAAAGAGGAGGGGAUUCACUCUGUAGAGAUUCUGAAAGGUUGUGUUUGUCAUUUUUCACUUUGUUUCCUAACUUUGACCCAAGGAAAGGUUAAAUUUCCCUCCAGACUUGGUGAGGCUAGAACAUGACAAAGACCCACCUUGCUGUGCUAACGUGUAGCUCAACAAAUAGGGAUUUAAAAAUGCAGCCUCAGUGGAUACCUGCACCAGCCAGAGAAAAUACUGCUUCCAGAUCUUUGUCAUCUCAGCAUGAUAAAAUGGCACAAUAAUUAAAUAAAAGAUCAGCUUUUCAGGGACAGUGGAUUACACAUACCCUUUCUCAUUAAUUCUGUGCUCCUUUCAUCAUUACUACAUUCUCUCCUAACAUUCUGUCCCUGCAGAUGGGUCAUGUAGUUACACCUUUCCAAAAUUCCAGGGGUGAUGGGCCAUCGCUCACGUGGCAGCAAACAUGACAGCAAACCUCAUGAGCCUGAACAUUAGCCACCUGCAAGUCCUCAUCUGAGCCUGCUAUGAAAGGAGUUCAAGGAGAGCGCGAACCGGUGCAGGUAGCACAUGAAUGAGCUCAGACAGCAAAGCACAGAGCACAUUGCUUGGCACACAGCAGGUGUUGAGGUUGACCUUCCUAGAAAACUAUGAGAUUAAUAAAAUGUCAACAGUGUUAAGACUGAAUAAAAAGCCUGUUUUCCUGAGAGUACCAAUGUGAGGAAGUCACCUGCCCAGGAACAGAAUCAAACCAACAGAGAGAUUAGGAUGAUGAGAUAAAAAGCUAAAGAAAUCUAUGGCUGCUUUUUAACCUUAAAAAGAUUUCAGGCUCUACACCGAGCUGAAAAGGAAGAGGAGGAAGCAGAGGCAGGG